AAAGUAAUGUCUUUGCAUCACUUAAAAUCAUUCUUCUUUUUGAAUGUAGCUACUAAGGGUCUUCAUUUGUUGUUGAAAAUCUCAGAGUAGUUAUAGGAAUUUAAAGCUGAUAAUCAGACAAUCGCGAGUAAUAAAACGAACUGUGUUUUAAGUAGCUUAGGUAUACACUAUCGGCAAUACACAGGUUCACUAGGUCUGAUCAUUAACAAGGCCGGUUCCUGGGUGUACCAACGUCGGGUCCAUCCCACACAGCCCAAUCUCCCACAAUGCAACAGGCAACAAAAGAGGGGAGAGGACGGCUGCAGCACAAAAAGGGGGAAAGUUUCUUAAAUGCAGACUAGAAUCAGAUCGGGAAAAUAAUGCAAGCGAUUGCAGCAGGUACGAUUUCUGCAGACUGAGAGCAAACGUAGUUCUUUUUUUUUUUUUUUUUUUCCUCGAGUCGCGCGUGCACACAAGCGCACGGGAUCCUCGGACGGCUCGCGAGUGCGGAGGCAACAUGAAGGGUGACGCUAGUUAGCUAGCUGGCUAACUCUGAAUCCGUCCAAGUAUUUCGAUUAAAAGACAGCUUCGGCGAAGCUCCGAGUAAAACGAGAGACUGGGGUGUCUGCUGGAGUCACCAUAUGACUGGACAGCUGGGAUAACAUUUGCACUUUGUUGGUGGAGCACAAAAUUCCCUCAGUCAGGAGGGACAUCAGGAUGAAGAAGAUUAGCCUUAAAACGAUAAGAAAGUCAUUUAACCUUAAGGGCAAAGAGGACGGUGAGCUAGUGAUCCAGCAGCCAGUGUUGGCAGCGGAUUUUAAGGACGACGCCCUGUUCGGAGGGUGCUACAGCAAAGACCUCGCGAAUUGUGACCUGGGCCGCGACGAUGACAAGGGGCCCAAGAGUCGCUCCAAGAGUGAGAGCUUGAUGGGGACGCUGAAGAGGAGGUUGUCGGCGAAGCAGAAACCGAAAGCCAAAGGGGGCUCCCUCUCUGCAGACUCCGUCGACGAGGACACCUUCUCGUCCUCCUCGGCGCCCAUCACCUUUAACGACGCCAAGGCCCAGCGGCCUCUACGCUCCACUUCGCUCCGCAGCCACCAUUACAGCCCCUCGCCCUGGCCCCUGCGGCCCGCCAGCUCCGAGCAGACCUGCAUCCAGAUGGAGGUGAAAGUGAAGGCCUUGGUGCACACUCCAAGCCCCAGCCCGUCCAUGAACGGCGUGCGCAAGGACUUCCAUGAUCUUCAGAUGGAUGGGCUGUUCCCAGGUUCCAGUGACGCGCUGAAGAGCGCCGACCCUCUAAAUGGGGACCUUCAUCUGGAUAUUGACCAUGUGCCUGUAGAACUGGGCCUCACCCCUCAGGAUUACAUUCAGUACACUAUGCCUUUGGAUGAGGGCUUGUUUCCUGUGGAGAGCUCGCGGUCCUUCUGCUUGGACAGCUCCUCACCCAUGGAGGUGGUGCCACCACUAGAGAGCAGCUCCCUGCAUGUAGAUGAUGGGGCAGGAGAUCCAGAUCUGGUGAUGUCCCCAGAGCUCUUCAUGGACUCGUCGUUAAAUGGGCUACUGAUGGGCGUGGCCAGGGGGGGCAUGGAGAGUGCUAGUGCACAGACCCAGCCCCCGUCACCCCUGCUACCUCUCCUCCCUGUCAGUCACACCCACAGGAACUUCCCCGGGUUCACUGGGGCUGACCCUCAGGUGGCAGAAAGGGUGAGGCACCAUCUUAACUUUGACCCUAACUCUGCGCCUGGUGUGGGACGGGUUUAUGAUGCAGUCCAGAGCAGUGGACCCAUGGUCGUGACUAGCCUGACAGCAGAACUGAAGAAACUGGCUCGACAAGGCUGGUACUGGGGCCCGAUCACGCGUUGGGAAGCUGAAGAGAAGCUGGCGAGUCUGUUAGACGGUUCCUUUCUGGUGCGCGAUAGCUCAGAUGACCGCUACCUCCUGAGCCUGAGCUUUCGUUCUCAAAGUAAGACUCUCCACACGCGGAUCGAGCACUCCAACGGCAGGUUCAGCUUCUACGAGCAGCCAGAUGUGGAAGGUCACACUUCCAUAGUAGAUCUCAUUGAACAUUCUAUAAAAGACUCAGAAAACGGAGCCUUCUGCUACUCAAGGUCACGCCUACCGGGGUCAGUGACCUAUCCCGUAAGACUGACCAAUCCUGUGUCCCGGUUCAUGCAGGUGCGAUCACUGCAGUAUCUAUGUCGCUUUGUUAUUCGCCAGUACACCAGAAUUGACUUGAUUCAGAAAUUGCCUUUACCAAACAAAAUGAAAGAUUACUUGCAGGAGAAGCAUUACUGACUCCAGUGAGGCUUAUAGGACUUUUGGGCAAUUUGCACUUUUGGGAUCAAAAAUACAAUAAAAAAAUAUUUUACAUUCAUGGACAUUGUUUGGUGCCAUCCCUUUCUGUGAAGAUUUGGUGACUUUUUGUGUGUGCGAUUGUUCAGUGUCCGGCUCUCCCUUUAGCUAGAACAGGUGAAUUUGCUGUUUCUCAGAUCCGGCUUUACUGAGAAUGAAGAGACUAGACCAGUCUAGGAAAAUUGUUUGCAUGACUGUAAAUAAGCAUCGAGUAUCAAAUUUGGUCGUGAGGAACGUAGUUUAGUGAAAUAAAAGCCAUACAAAGAAAUCCUUCAUAAUUCCCUUUUCCCAAAACAACCAAAGCACACUGGAACGCUGGAUUCUGCUGGAAAGGGGCAUUUGAUCUGGUACGAUUAAAGCAUAGAACAAACCAUUUGGUAUAUAUUUUUUGCCCCUUAGUUCUAAGUACAUAAAGGUAAAGACCAGUGGUCUGUUUAGACUUUGAUUUCUAUCAUAUAUCCACGUGUUAGACGUUGCUUUUGAAACAUCGUUCUUUGCCGCUGUCAUCAUCGAACUGAGACACAGCUCUGUGCGUGCUGCUUUCCUAGCUAAAGGCUUGAGAUACUGAAGAAGAUGCUUGUUGGAUUUUACCCUUGGCACCAAUUCAUGCCAUCCUGUUUGUAUUGCAGCCACUCUGUAGAUGCUGCUAUUUGGCAUUUUGGGGGAUGUUAAUGCACAGUUGGCUGGUUUUGACAUGAGACUCUUCCUUUUGAUUUUAUACUGCUUACAUCAUGGCCUUAAUGUGUCCUCUGGUGACCAGCAAAAUACCUAAACUUGAGUGGGAGAUGUUAAUGUUGAAUGGGUAAUUUAACCCCUUUCAGCUCAGCCUGUUUGAAAUUCCUUUUGGCUCCAUGAUGGGGGGGGCUUCUUUUCAGUGACGCUUUCAUCCGCACACAGGGUAAUCAUUACCAGCAACUUUUGCAUUGAGGUGUGGUUAAAUAUGCACUAUAACUAUCUUGGCUUGAGAGUAAUUUCUAUGAAUAUUGGGAUUAAACAUAAAUAUUUGUAUAAGUUUCAACAAAUUUUGCUGAGGUUUCAGUAUCAUGGUAAUAUCUCUCGAACUGGGACUGUUUAGCUGAUUGUAUGAACACCUUUGCUUGAACUGUAUAUUCAAGCACAAUGUUUGGUUUACUUGGUAGCUAAAUUUACAGUUUCUGCAAACUCUCAGUGCAGCAUUUUGGAUAUAAAGCAGCGGUUGUCCCUGCAGGUUUUCGCUGUUGAACAUGUAGCGGAUCUGGAAACACCAGAGGAAAUUUAUUGCACGAGGAAAGAGCAGGUCAAUGGAGUGUUAGUGUUAAAGCUUCUAUUGCUGCUCAAAAUAGCAAACCUACACAAUACACCCAUUCUGAAAAAUUGUCAUUAAAUGUAGAGAAAAGGCUUAUGUAGCCUCAAUGCGUAUUUUUGUAUAUAAAGGCCUCAAAGCAUGUUUUGGAAUCUGACAUUCUGCAGCACUUGCUUUUUAGCUGGCGUUUUUUAUUUUUUUUUUCUCCUCAAAUGUUAACCACACUGGUCACAUACAUUCUCGUCUUGUUUCCCAGAAGUCAUUGCUUUUAAAUAUGUUAUGAUAAAAAAAAAAAAAAAUGUGAUCUUGAUUAAAAUGGUCCCUCACCUGUUGUGUAGGUGAAUCUCUUGGUUUUCACUGAGAUGCAACAAAAUUUAACUUUCAGUCUGGGAAUAGUGGAGCAUUCAGAAUGGGCUCUCCAUUUGGGAGUCUGGUUUGUGACCCUUUUCUGUAGUGAUAUUUGACAUAGUGCAACUCCACGUUAAGAUGGGUUAUGAUUGGGUAACUCAGCAAUGCAUUUUCCUCCUUUCUGGAUUCUGCCGUGAGGAUAUAGUUCCUGUUCAUUGUUCUUAAUUGCAUUUUAAAACCACCAUUGAUGUCAGUUACCUCAUGAGUAAUUAUCUUUAUGUGACAGAUUACAUCAUUAUUGCUCCCAAAUGGUUUCAGACUUCCUACCACAUUUUAGUGGAAAUGUUGGGCAAACUGGCUUCGCUUAAUAAGAAUAGAAAUACCGGAACAAUAGCUGUACAUGCAAAAUUUUUAGGGAAUGUUUUGAGGAAUUAGGUUACUCAUCUCCCCUUCAGUUUUUGAGUUUGAGAAAGUUUGCUAUGGAUGAGCUUGGCUGUGGUGUUGAUUUUGUGUGUGUGUGGUAAGACCACAAGAAAAAAGGACUGAUUCUAUAAUCAGCUAAACCUCACAUAAACCGUAAGUUAUAUGGAGCGACGUAACAACUAAAUGUAUGGAAUCUUGUGGAAUGGUUUUGUCUGUGAAAAGGCCGUUUGGCAUGGCGUUGGGGUAAUGCUUUUACUUUGAAGGUGUGCUGUGAGAUGUUUGAAGGUGUCAUGGCCAGGUGUGGGGGGGGGAUAAAAGCAUUUCGUGUGUGUUGGUCGACUGAAGCCGAUCUCAGAUGCAACAGAGAUGCAAAACUGUGGUGAAUGAAAUGAAUGAAUGAAAAGUGCAGUGGUUUUGGUGAUGCCCGUCAUUUUCUGACACCAUGUCCGAUGAGUGCUGACCUGCACGAGGAAGGCUGCAGGCUGUUCGAAUCCUUUGUGUGUUAGCUGGCUGACGUAUGAAGCACAAAGCUGUUUUCUCAUCGGACAAGCUGUGUUUCUCUUGUUUUAUACUUUGGGUCGAAAUCAAACGUUUACAUAAUUUACAUUCAGUAAUUGUUUCCCUGAACUUUAAUUUCAUAAAUGAUUUGGUACAGUUUUUUCUCCUUUAAUUUGUGCUGCUUGACUAUAAUGGCCUUUUUAUGACAAAAAUGAAUGUUAAUUUCAAAUGUAUGUGGAAAGACUUGGACAGUGUGAGAGAAUAGGAUCUGUCAAUUUGCAAAACGGUUCAGUUGACUGGAUAAUGGUUGUGCCAUUUAGAAAUUUCUGUAGUUUACAUUUUAUGCGUUGUGUGUGUGUGUGUUUGGGGAAUAUUUCAGUUUGAAUUGUCCUUUUUCCUUUUUUUUCCUUUUUGGAAAAGGUCUUUAUUGAUUUUUCUUGCACAUUUAAUACAGUUUAAAGGAGUUUUGUAUCUGCUGAUACAAAAUGUAAAUAAAAAGAACUUCUUCACAA
Messenger RNA from Paramormyrops kingsleyae, 5394 nucleotides. It is a transcript of the gene socs6b, whose product is annotated as suppressor of cytokine signaling 6b. Gene Ontology annotation, molecular function: 1-phosphatidylinositol-3-kinase regulator activity. The record is from RefSeq and is a predicted model, not a curated record. Gene Ontology annotation, biological process: regulation of growth; phosphatidylinositol phosphate biosynthetic process; protein ubiquitination. Lineage: Eukaryota; Metazoa; Chordata; Actinopteri; Osteoglossiformes; Mormyridae. Gene Ontology annotation, cellular component: phosphatidylinositol 3-kinase complex.